Messenger RNA from Uranotaenia lowii, 1464 nucleotides. Its product is annotated as phenoloxidase-activating factor 2. The coding region runs from base 168 to 1427 and encodes 419 amino acids. Gene Ontology annotation, molecular function: serine-type endopeptidase activity. Gene Ontology annotation, biological process: proteolysis. The transcript is spliced from 5 exons. The record is from RefSeq and is a predicted model, not a curated record. Lineage: Eukaryota; Metazoa; Arthropoda; Insecta; Diptera; Culicidae.
UAGUCGUAAAAUUUGCCGACGGGCAACGAUCCAAUCAUCAGUUGGAAGUUGGCACCGAAGAAGUGCAGUUCACAAAUUUGAACCUAUCGUCCGCGUUCCGCCGGUGAGGAUCAUCAUCAUCGUCGUCUGGAGCCUAGAGCGUCCGUCUUGCAGAUUGCUUACACAAAAUGUGUCGCCUCGCAGUGGCGAUUGGAUCGGUCGCCAUAAUGGCGAUCGUUUCAGCCCAACAACCUAUCGACAGGAUCUACUUUCCCGAAAACGAGACGUCUAUCCUAGACCUGUCCAAUCGAGCAGGAAUAGACGAAGUGGUAACUCCGGACCCUUUCGGGCCGAAUUCACCAACGCUCUCACCGAUGACGCUAAUCACAGCCCAAGGAGAUAAAUGUACCUGUGUACCAUACUUCAUGUGCAAACCAGAAGCAGAAUUCGCGGACCAGAACAAGUUUAACGAGAUUGACGUCAAUUACAAUCCGGAAAGCUGCCAGGAUGUUCUGGACGUUUGCUGCCGCGACGAGGACUCGUUGGUGGUCCCGAUGAACAACACCCCGGGAACGGUUCCUCCAAGUCGCCCGAGAGGUUGUGGGCUGCGGAACAUCGGUGGAAUCGAUUUUACACUAACAGGCAAUUUUAAUAACGAAGCCGGUUUCGGUGAAUUUCCUUGGACAGUGGCCAUCGUUAAUGUGGCUGAUGGCUCAAGUCACUGUGGUGGAUCGCUCAUCCACCCGAAUCUGGUCCUAACGGGAGCUCAUUGCGUCCAAAGCUUCAAACGAGGUCAGCUGAAGAUUCGUGCCGGCGAAUGGGAUACGCAAACGACAAAAGAACGUCUACCUCAUCAGGAACGUCUGGUUACACGCGUUAAUAGCCAUCCUGAGUUUAACCCCCGAUCGCUAGCCAAUGACGUAGCUGUCCUGGAACUGGAGAAACCAAUUGACCUGGCGGAUCAUAUCAAUGUGGUGUGUCUGCCGCCAAAUAACUACGACACGAGACGUUCGGAUUGUUUUGCCAGUGGCUGGGGAAAGAAUCAGUUCGGAAAGGCCGGUCGCUACAGCGUCAUCAUGAAGAAAGUUCCUCUUCCACUGGUGGAAUCUUCGACGUGCGAGAGACUGUUGCAGGGUACCAGAUUGACGAACCGCUUCCGGCUGCAUCAGACCUUCAUUUGUGCCGGUGGAGAACGUGGCGUUGAUACCUGUGAAGGAGACGGCGGGGCGCCUCUGGUUUGCCCGAUUGGUUCCACCAACGACAACCGUUACGUACAGGUUGGAUCCGUGGCCUGGGGUAUCGGAUGUCAUGACAAAAUUCCGGCUGUUUAUGCCAACGUGAUGCGAUUUAGGUCGUGGAUCGAUAACGUUGUGAGGACUUUGGGUUACGACACCUCUGUGUAUGAUUCUAAUUUGUCUCAGUUUUCUGAAAUUUUUGCCAGAUCGUAGGAGAUUUCUUUUUUAAUAAAGACGAUGUGAUGAAUAA